AUGACCAGUGCUCCAUGCGCACAUGAACCCACCAUUUCGUACCAAUUCCCAUCGUUGUCUGGGAGCCCGUCUCCUCCCCCCAUCGUACCCUCGUCGCCCGAUCUGGCGUACCAAAACCAACCCGGGCCCUCCACUCCUUACCUUGCCCUCCUGCCUCCUGAAGACGAGAUCCCCGACCUUGACGAGUUACCCUCCGGACAACCACCCUCGCCUCCACCUACCACGCCUGCCCCUACCAUGUCAGGACAUCACCACAUCACCCUCACCGCCAACCCCCCAUACUUCGAUGGGGACAAGUCCAAAUAUCUGGGCUUUGUGGACGCGUGUACCACUUACAUUGGUGCCUACCGAUCGGGAUUCACGCUAGACGAGACAAAAAUCCUCUUCAUCCUCUCCUACCUCCGUAAUGAAACCGGCACAAGCUGCACCGCCUCGAGAUGGGCAAUGAACUGGAAGCAGCAUAACUUCGAUGGCUUCCAGGGACUGAAGGCAGGGAUCACGGCCAAGACCUUCUUGGAGGAACUGCAGAGGACUUUUGGGGACUCCAAUGCGGAACAAGUCGCCGCCGCCCGACUCAUGGCCCUGCGCCAAAACAAACGGUCCUUCACGGACUACAUCUCCGACUUCGAGAUGUUGGCUGCAGAUGCGGGAUACAAUGUGGUUGACACCACCGACGACAAGGGCGAAUACAAGAAGGGGGACCAAGACAAUAUCCUCAUCGAGUUCCUGGAGCGCGGACUCAGCAGCGAAAUUGCCAGUUGUCUCUACAACACCGGUGUUCCCCUGCCCAAGGCCUAUGGGGCGUUCAAAGCCUGGUGCAUCAACAUCGAAGCCAAUGCUCUACGUGACCAGCUACGCAAGGCAUCCUACGGACAUCCCACGCCACGACCACCUCCCCCGUUCCGCCCACAGGCUGCUCCGACAAUGCCUACACCCGCACCGGCCCGACCCGCUGCCAAUGAACCGGUUCCGAUGGAGAUUGAUUGCACCCACGCCCGCGGCCGCAAUAUCAUCUGCUACAACUGUCAGCAGCCUGGGCACAUUGCGCGGAACUGCCCGGAACCAAGGAAGAAGCGCACAUUCUUCAAUCGGGCCACGAUGCUUGAAGACAUUGAGAACGGGGACAAGGACAACGAGUUCCUCAAGGAGAUUGCCGAGAAGCUGCGCGAGAAGGGUUUUUGA
Messenger RNA from Mycena citricolor, 1182 nucleotides. The record is from the annotation of a GenBank genome assembly. Lineage: Eukaryota; Fungi; Basidiomycota; Agaricomycetes; Agaricales; Mycenaceae.